Penicillium odoratum is the source of this 672-nucleotide messenger RNA. Its product is annotated as PEX11 domain protein. The coding region runs from base 1 to 672 and encodes 223 amino acids. Lineage: Eukaryota; Fungi; Ascomycota; Eurotiomycetes; Eurotiales; Aspergillaceae. The transcript is spliced from 3 exons. Gene Ontology annotation, cellular component: peroxisomal membrane. Gene Ontology annotation, biological process: peroxisome fission; regulation of peroxisome size. The record is from RefSeq and is a predicted model, not a curated record.
AUGUCUCAAAAACUCACCCGCUUCGUUCACAAUGGCGCCGGUCUGGAAAAGACUCUCCGUCUAAUCCAGUCCGUCGCCCAGAUCGCCGCAGUUUUCACCAUCGGCAGCACUGCCGUGCGAUUGACAACCGCCAAGUUGCAAUUGGCUCUUACCCGACGAUUUUUCCGUUUCUUCGGUUUCCUUCAGUCCUUUGAGCAGGUAUCUACCCUCCUCACUAGUGGGGGGAUUGGAUCCGUGGCUAGGUGGCUGGACCUUGCCAAAUGGACCUGCUUUGGCUUGUACUUUGUAUUGGAAGAUUUGACUAUCUUACAUGCUAUGGGCGUCUAUGCGGUACCAUGGGAGGAGCGAGUGAUGCGCGAGGCGAACACCUUUUGGUUCUAUGCGCUGUCUCUGUCCCUGGCUGGCUCUGUUUAUUCCCUUCUCUUUUCUGGGGCUGCUGAGAAGAUCAAGUCGAAAGAUGGCAAGAAGGAGAAGAAUAACGAAAAGACCGUGGAGAAGCCUGCUCCGCGUGUUGACACCUCGGUAUUGAUGAAGCAGAUUGUGGUCGAUGGGUGUGACUUGCUACUUCCUGUGUCGCUGUUGGGUUGGUAUCAUCCUGGGGACCUUGUCAUCGGCGGGACUAUGGUUUUGAGUACGUUGUUGACUGGGUCGAGGAUUUGGGCUCAGGUUUGA